Messenger RNA from Aaosphaeria arxii CBS 175.79, 666 nucleotides. RefSeq lists its product as uncharacterized. The transcript has a single exon. Gene Ontology annotation, cellular component: plasma membrane. The annotation marks the transcript as partial. Gene Ontology annotation, molecular function: ferric-chelate reductase activity. Gene Ontology annotation, biological process: iron ion transport; copper ion import; intracellular iron ion homeostasis. Lineage: Eukaryota; Fungi; Ascomycota; Dothideomycetes; Pleosporales. The record is from RefSeq and is a predicted model, not a curated record.
CUUGGAAUUGCAGUCCUCGUUUCAUUUCCACCACUGCGACGGAAGGCAUAUGAACUCUUUCGAGGCUUACAUCUCCUCACGUCCGCCAUGAUAGGUCUAUCACUCUGGCUUCAUAUCGCUGAACCGACUAUUGUAGAAAGGAUACAGAUCAUUGCUGCAACAGUGCUAUGGGGAGCGACACAUCUAUAUCGAAUUGGCAAUUUAAUGUAUCGAAACACCCCGUGGAGUUCGAAUCGAACUACUAUAGGCAUCGUACCGUUUGGUAAGUCACUGCAAGUCAAUAUCAAGCCCGGUAAAUACUGGAAAGUUAAACCGGGCCAAUAUGUCUAUCUCACCAUUCCAUCGCUGAGCUUCACUUCGCGUAUCCAGCGUCACCCGUUCAUGGUGACGCCAUCAAAUGACUCGGACUCAUUGGACAUUGUAAUCCAGCCACAGAAUGGCUUUACGAAAAGAUUAUGUAACUCAUCCAGCAUUCCAAAGGCAUGGAUUGAGGGGCCGUACGGUCUUCCGUAUUCCCUGCAUGACUUUGGGACGGUGGUUAUGUUUGCAAGUGGUAUUGGGAUUUCAGGGCAUCUUCUAUAUCUACAGCAGCUAUGCAACGACUACCAGGAGUACCGCAUAAAGACAAGGGAGGUGCGUGUAAUCUGGAUUGCCGACAAUCCGCAU